AGAGGAGCCGUGUUGUGCCCUGUAUCUGGAUGCGACUCGAUCGGCGAUGCCUAAGAUGAAGCAUCUGUUGCGAAAGCUUCACAUCGGCGGUGGCUGCAACAACGGCAACCACCACCCGUCGCCGCCGCAGACGGCGGAAGUGACGCCGCCGUCGUCUUCUUCUUCGGCUUCGUUGGAAUCGGCAUUGAUGAGAAUCAGAGCGGUUGAGUCGGCGGAGAAUUCGGUUGAUUUCAAUUUCUUUGAAGAGGAGUUUCAGAUCAAGGACGCCAAGCAGAUUAGCUUAGGGUGUGUGCCCUCUGAAACCCUGACUGAGUCUCUCUCUUCGGUAUUGGGUAAUGCUUUAAUUUUGUUUUUUACAUUGCAUAUGGCAAUCUUUUGUAUGUGCUUUGGUUGCAUUUAUUGGCAAAUUUGAUCGAAUUGCUUCAAUAUUCUUACUCCAGAUCUGUGUUUUUUUGUUUAUAGAUA
Messenger RNA from Camellia sinensis, 465 nucleotides. The record is from RefSeq and is a predicted model, not a curated record. NCBI's taxonomy places the organism in Eukaryota, Viridiplantae, Streptophyta, Magnoliopsida, Ericales, Theaceae.